AGAAGGAAGAAGCUAAUCGUGUGGAUAGGAGGAUAAUAUAGUGUGUAAUCUUAUCUAUUCUGUAUAGAACGAUAUCGGAGAGGUGAUCGCCUGUAGGCUGUGGCUGCUGUGGAGAUCCCGGGUCUGCUGGUACUUGUAGUUUUACAGCAGCUGAGUUUCUUCUUCCGUCAGUUUCAAUUUCUUUGUCUGGCCUAAAAAAAAUCAUACCAAGAUGGCAGCAAAUAAAGAUCUUACAUCCGACCAGCGUUUUAGUCAGAUCACAAAAGACCCCAGAUUCUGGGAGAUGCAGGAAAAAGAGAAGAAAAUUAAGAUCGAUAAACGAUUCCGGGCCAUGUUCCAUGACAAGAAGUUCAAUCUGAAAUAUUCGGUGGACAAACGGGGGCGUCCUGUUAACCACAACACCACAGAAGACCUGAAACGCUACUACGAUCUGUCCGAGUCCGAGGAGGAGGACGCAGAAACGGCUUUAAGUGCCAAGAAAGAGAAGAAAAAGAAAGCGAAACAGAAGCAGAAAGAGGAGACAAAAUCCAAAGAAACUUCUACAAAAAACAUCAAUGAGAAAAAAGAAGCAGAAACCUCUGGAGCAAUGAGCAAAGCUGAGAAACAAGAGAAAGGGAAUAAACUGUCUAAGAAGAAAAAUAAUAAUGAAGAAGUCAAGAGGAAAGGAAAACCAUCUGUUAGUGUUCCCCUAAAAAGUGCUGAGAAGUCUGCAAAAGUAACAGAGCCAUCGGAAUCGGAGGAAGAAUCAGGUCUCGAGGAUGAAAGUGACCAAUACAGCAAUGAUGAGAUCAGUUCUGAGGAAGAGGCGAGCAGGAAGGAACUGGAGGAAGAGGAGGAAGAUGAUGGUUCAGAAGGAGAAGAAUCCGAAGAGGAUGAUGAUGAUGAAGGGGCUAGUUCUGGAGAAGAGGAGGAUAGUGACAGUGGUCCAGAUCUGGCCAGAGGUAAAGGAAACAUUGAAACAAGUUCUGAAGAGGAAGAUGAGGAUGAAGACGAACUUGAUUUACCAGGAAAAGAAAUUGAAAUUGAGCAUUCUUGGAGAGAAAUGGACAAAGAUGCGCCUCGUGGAGAUCAGGUUACCAGACGAUUGGCUGUUUGCAACAUGGACUGGGAUCGACUGAAAGCUAAAGACCUUUUGGCUUUGUUUAACUCCUUUAAACCAAAGGGGGGGAUUGUGUUUUCUGUAAAGAUUUACCCCUCAGAGUUUGGAAAGGAAAGAUUAAAAGAGGAAGAACUUCAUGGACCCACAGAACUAAAGAACGUUUUAGAAGAUGUAUCAGAAGAACAACAAAUUUACAAGGAGAAGUUACGGGAAUAUCAGUUUAAACGUCUGAAGUACUAUUACGCAGUGGUGGAGUGUGACACCCCAGAGACGGCCAGUAAAAUCUACGAGGAGUGCGAUGGCUUAGAAUUCGAAAGCAGCUGUUCUUUUGUGGAUCUAAGGUUUGUCCCUGAUGAUGUGCAGUUUGAUGAUGAACCAAAGGACUCUGCUGUGGAUGUAGACCUUUCUGCUUAUCAGCCAAAGUAUUUUACUUCUGCAGCUGUGGUAACAUCUAAGGUGGAGCUAACUUGGGAUGAAACUGAUCAGGAGCGAGUCACAACUUUAAAUAGACCCUUCAAUAAAAAAGAAAUCCUUGACAUGGAUUUUCAGGCAUAUUUAGCAUCCUCCAGUGAAGAAGAGGAAGAUGAGGAGAUUGCACAAGAAACAGAAGAGUCUGCAAAUCCUGAAGUUACAAAGUCUAAGAAAAGCUCGAAAGAUGAUGAAGAUCAAAUAGAACGGUACAGGCAGCUGCUUAAAGGUAUCCAGGAAAAAGAGAAGAAGCAGCAAGAAAAGGAUAUAGAAAUGGAAGUAAAAUGGGUGCCAGGGCUAAAAGAAAGCGCAGAACAGAUGGUUAAAAACAAACUUGAGGGAAGAGAUUCACUAACACCAUGGGAGAAAUACCUGCAGAAACAAAAAGACAAAAAGAAAUUAAAAAGGAAAAAGAAGGAGAACGUAGAAGAGUCUGACGAUGAGGAGGACGUCCCAUCCGAUGUUGAUCUCAAUGACCCAUUCUUUGCUGAAGAGAUGAAGAAGCCAAGUCUGGAUAAGAAAUCUGCAGGCGGCAAGAAGAAGGAAGAUCAAGAGUCAUCUGCAGAUGAUGAAGAAGAGAGCGAGAAACAGAAAGCGGAGAUGGCUUUGCUCAUGAUGGACGAUGUUGAGGACGACCGGAAACAUUUCAAUUAUGAUAAGAUCGUAGAGCAUCAAAACCUAAGUCGCACUAAGAAGAAGAAACUUAAAAAGAGCGAUAAAUUAGUGCAGGAUGACUUUGAGAUAAAUGUUGAGGAUUCAAGAUUCCAGGCAAUGUACACAUCACAUUUAUAUAACGUGGAUCCUUCAGAUCCCAGCUUCAAGAAAACCAAAGCGAUGGACAAAGUAUUGGAAGAAAAGGCACGAAGGAGAGAACGAGAGCAGAAGAAUUACACAGAGACUGUAAAGAGACAGCAGGAAAAAUUGGAGACUGGUGAUAAAACAGGAACAUCCGCCAGAAAAGUAGAUCCAGCUCUGUCGGCACUGCUGAAAUCUAUAAAGAAUAAAACACAGCAAUUUCAGGCUUCAAAAAAACAGAAAACGAAAUAGCUGUAUUUGUCACCUUUCUGAUGAGCAGACAACUUUGUAUAUAUAUCUACAGUGGAAUAAAUGAUUUAUAAGCUAUCCAGGACUAAAAGAGUGGUAGUCAAUGCUAUGUAUAACCUUCAAUAUCAGAUUUAUGUCACCCCUGUUGAUCAACUAAUAGACAGGGCCAUGGAUUGUCCACUUCGGCGUCUACCCUAUACAGCCCCAUACAACUGCUGUGUGCACAGGCACAGCCACCACCAGAACUGUCCAGUCCCAAGGAUUGGAAAGUCAUGAGUGACCUCUAUAAAGUGCAACUGUCAUCAUUUUUUAACCCCCCCCCCCCUCCCCAGACUACUUCAAUGUUGUUGCUGAUAACCAUAAAGUGAAUGUAGCCGCACCUUUAUCAACGCUUUUCCUUCUAUUAUAAGUUCUAAAAUCAUUUUAUCUAGUGGUCAGGCACAGUUAGAUAGGUUUGGCUUGGGGUUCGCAAAGCCUCGCCGCCACUGCCACGCCUAUCCUCUCUUUCAGGGCUGGGACUGCUGUGUAGUUAGACCAGAUCGGCAGAUCAGUACACGUGUAGGCUGAGAUGUCAGCACUGUUCAAUGUUACCUAUCCCAGUGGCUGGGAGAAAAAUGUCAAACUGGUUUAACCCCUUAAGGACCCAUUUUGGCCUUUAAAGGGGUACUGGAAAACAUUUUUUUUUUAAU
Molecule: messenger RNA, 3300 nt
Organism: Hyla sarda
Lineage: Eukaryota; Metazoa; Chordata; Amphibia; Anura; Hylidae
Gene: ESF1
Product: ESF1 nucleolar pre-rRNA processing protein homolog
Exons: 14
Coding region: 212-2614 (800 amino acids)
Biological process (GO): rRNA processing
Cellular component (GO): nucleus
Molecular function (GO): RNA binding
Source: RefSeq, a predicted model, not a curated record